UUUUUGGGUUCCGGCUGAUUCCAUCUCUCCUUCUUGCCCGUGGACAUCUCCCUCCCUCAGGCCCACGUCUCGCCCACUUCUCCGCGCGCGGGGUAGCGCGGGCUUCAGCGACGGGAGCCCUCGAGGGACAUGGCAGCUGCGGCGGCGCCGGCCGGCGGCGCCCGAAACGGGGCUGGCCCGGAGUGGGGAGGAUUUGAAGAAAACAUCCAGGGUGGGGGCUCAGCUGUGAUUGACAUGGAGAACAUGGAUGAUACCUCAGGUUCCAGCUUUGAGGAUAUGGGUGAGCUGCAUCAGCGCCUGCGUGAGGAAGAAGUAGACGCUGAUGCAGCUGCUGCUGAAGAAGAGGAUGGGGAGUUCCUGGGCAUGAAGGGCUUUAAGGGACAGCUGAGCAGGCAGGUGGCUGAUCAGAUGUGGCAGGCGGGAAAGAGACAAGCCUCCAGGGCCUUCAGCUUGUACGCCAACAUUGACAUCUUAAGACCCUACUUUGAUGUGGAGCCUGCCCAGGUGCGAAGCAGUGGUGAAGACAGAUGGGAGCCUUGCCCUGGUGUGCAGUUACAAGACAGCACUCUUAUGCUAUGGUGGAGACACACAGGAAGAACUCCUGACCCAGGGCUCCUGGAGUCCAUGAUCCCUAUCAAGAUGGUCAACUUCCCACAGAAAAUUGCAGGUGAGCUGUAUGGACCUCUCAUGCUGGUCUUCACGCUGGUUGCCAUCCUCCUCCAUGGGAUGAAGACAUCUGACACCAUUAUCCGGGAGGGCACCCUGAUGGGCACAGCCAUUGGUACCUGCUUCGGCUACUGGCUGGGCGUGUCGUCCUUCAUUUACUUCCUCGCCUACCUGUGCAAUGCUCAGAUCACCAUGCUCCAGAUGCUGGCACUGCUGGGCUAUGGCCUCUUUGGGCACUGUAUUGUCCUAUUCAUCACCUACAACAUCCACCUUCAUGCCCUCUUCUACCUAUUCUGGCUGCUGGUGGGUGGGCUGUCCACCCUGCGCAUGGUGGCAGUGUUGGUGUCGCGGACUGUGGGCCCCACGCAGCGACUACUCCUUUGUGGCACCCUGGCUGCCCUGCACAUGCUCUUCCUGCUCUAUCUGCAUUUUGCCUACCACAAGGUGGUAGAGGGGAUUCUGGACACACUGGAGGGCCCCAACAUCCCGCCCAUGCAGAGAGUCCCCAGAGACAUCCCUGUUGUGCUCCCUGCUGCUAGACUUCCUGCCGCCAUGCUCAACGCCACAGCCAAGGCUGUUGCGGUGACCCUGCAGUCACACUGACCUCACCUGAAAUCCCUGGCCGGGCCCCUUCCCCCCGGCUGCAGAGCAGAGGAAGAUUAAAGGACAAUACUGA
This is a messenger RNA of Loxodonta africana (African savanna elephant), 1342 nucleotides long. RefSeq names its product Yip1 domain family member 3 (gene YIPF3). The transcript is spliced from 10 exons. Lineage: Eukaryota; Metazoa; Chordata; Mammalia; Proboscidea; Elephantidae. Gene Ontology annotation, cellular component: Golgi apparatus. Bases 130 to 1269 code for a protein of 379 amino acids. The record is from RefSeq and is a predicted model, not a curated record.